This is a messenger RNA of Aspergillus mulundensis, 396 nucleotides long. Its product is annotated as FKBP-type peptidyl-prolyl cis-trans isomerase. Bases 1 to 396 code for a protein of 131 amino acids. The transcript is spliced from 5 exons. The record is from RefSeq and is a predicted model, not a curated record. NCBI's taxonomy places the organism in Eukaryota, Fungi, Ascomycota, Eurotiomycetes, Eurotiales, Aspergillaceae. Gene Ontology annotation, molecular function: peptidyl-prolyl cis-trans isomerase activity.
AUGAACCCGCCGCGAGGCGUAUCAAAAACCCUCCUGCAGCCAGGUAACGGGCGCGAUCACCCAAGAACCGGCGAUACCGUGAUCAUCGACUAUAGGGGAUGCUUAUAUGACGAAGAACGUGGGGAGAAGGAGUUCUACAUGGGGACGCAAUUCGAUACAUCACAAGGCCGCGGGCCCUUGAAGACGGAGAUUGGGGUGGGCAAAGUGAUACCAGGCUGGGACGAAGGUGUGCAGCAGAUGACAGAAGGAGAGAAAGCGAUCUUGACGAUAUCCAGCGACUAUGGCUACGGCCAGAGCGGAUUCCCAGGCCUGAUACCCCCGGAUUCAGGGCUUGUAUUUGAGGUGGAACUUAAGAAGAUUAUAAAGGCUACUACCAAAGCUGAGCCCUACAGCUGA